AAAUUAAAGAUAUAGGAAAGAAGUUGAGUCACGUUUAAUGAUUGUUAGUUAAUACACUACGUGAGAUAUAAUUUGCGGGAAUACCAACGACGAAUGAGUUCGUGAAAACGUGCAUUAUGGCGAAUCAUCAUCCCUCGUACGACUUUGAAGACAGAAGUCAAAGGAUUCGCCAUCGAGUCGGCACUGCGUCAAGACCUGCAGAUUCCACUGUGGCUUGUACAAGUACUCAAUAUUACGUGGGACACAAUAGCGAUAUCACUGAGGAAGAAUUAGCAGAAUUACCUUCAUGUGUUUAUGCAGGCAGAUCCACGCAACAUAUCACGCACACAUCGCCACAUACACAUUCUCCUUUGCAUUAUCAUGUACCAGUUUCAACGCCAGAUCAUGACACAGAGAUGAACGGCGUAGAAGAAGGUUAUUAUCCAAAUGGCAGUCCUUAUAGAAUUCAAAGACACGCGGCUAAUAUUCGUGAAAGAAAACGUAUGCUGAGGUAA
Messenger RNA from Trachymyrmex septentrionalis, 494 nucleotides. RefSeq lists its product as uncharacterized. NCBI's taxonomy places the organism in Eukaryota, Metazoa, Arthropoda, Insecta, Hymenoptera, Formicidae. The record is from RefSeq and is a predicted model, not a curated record. The transcript is spliced from 3 exons. The coding region runs from base 117 to 494 and encodes 125 amino acids.